Messenger RNA from Micropterus dolomieu (smallmouth bass), 1202 nucleotides. RefSeq lists its product as uncharacterized. Lineage: Eukaryota; Metazoa; Chordata; Actinopteri; Centrarchiformes; Centrarchidae. The record is from RefSeq and is a predicted model, not a curated record. Bases 1 to 678 code for a protein of 225 amino acids. The transcript has 2 exons.
AUGCGGCUUCGGAGAUGCUCCGCUCCACCCGCAAGGAGCCUGUCGCCCCGGCCCUGGCUAGGCCCAAGGGGCCUUCCCCAACGACUUCCCUGGCGGUCAGCCCUCUGCUCCGCUCCUACCUUCGGGGCACUAGACGGCCCACCCUGCCCCAGGGUUUGCCGAAACCCGAGGCGCGCCAGUGCUUCCGCUGUGGUGGUCACAUAUCAUGGCAGUGCGAGAAGUCAGAUGAGACAAUGCCCACUGCAGAGUCCGCUAGCAGCCCCCAUGUGCAUUUUGCUGCCUUCCUGGGAAAGGAGAGGACCAACGGCCCACCUGCUCCGUGAUGGUGAAUCACCGGGAUGUGGAAGCGUUGCUGGACUCUGGCAGUUCCCAUACCUUGGUGCAAGAGGCGGUGUUGGAGGAGCUGCCCCUGGGUCAAAACCAUUCCAUCCCAGUGGUCUGUGUCCACGGGGAGACCAGAGAGUAUCCCACAGUGGUGGUAAAGUUAACCACCACCAAGGGGGCCUUUGCCUUGGAGGUGGGGGUUGUCAAAACCCUCCCAGUCCUGAUCGGUCGGGACUGUCCAGCCUUCCCUAUGCUUUGGAGAGAAGCCCAACGGAGACGCUGCCGAGGACCCUGAUGAGGCAUUCCCAAGGUCCUGGCAUCUUCCACAACACCUCACACAAGGGCUCAUUCUAAUACUGGAACAGAAAGAUUUAUCCAUUUAUAAAUGAUAAGUGGUGUAUGAUGAUGUAUGGUGUCUUUAUCCUAUUGAUGUGCUAUGUUGUAUUGAUUGAGAAAUCAAUAAGGAACAGAAAAAGAAUUGGCAAAGUGCUGCGUAAAUGAUAAAACACAUUUCCUCUUGACAUUUUCAUUAUCAAAGCUGUUUUCGCCACUGGAUGCUGUAAAAUAAAUGAUUUUAGAUGUUCCCUAUGUAUGUACAACAUAUUAAGGACACUAAUGUUGACUUGUCUUUUACACAGUGCAUAUUUAAUUCGUCUCUGACAGGCUUGUUUUUCUUCAUCUGAAUGUUCAGAUAUACAUUUAACAAAAGAAAUCAUUAUGGGAUAAUUUUACCUUAAUUAAUCAUUAGUGUAGAAGUCCUAAAUAGUCUAGGGGUGUAACAAAACUUUGUAUCUGAUUUGUUGACGUCAUUCAAAUUGUUUGGAAAUCAUAUAGAUGUCUAUGUCUUCUGUUUAAGGAAAAAAAUUACACCUGUGGAA